Vespula pensylvanica (western yellowjacket) is the source of this 3181-nucleotide messenger RNA. It is a transcript of the gene REPTOR, whose product is annotated as protein CREBRF homolog. The record is from RefSeq and is a predicted model, not a curated record. Gene Ontology annotation, biological process: response to unfolded protein; regulation of transcription by RNA polymerase II. The transcript is spliced from 6 exons. Gene Ontology annotation, molecular function: DNA-binding transcription factor activity, RNA polymerase II-specific; RNA polymerase II transcription regulatory region sequence-specific DNA binding. Lineage: Eukaryota; Metazoa; Arthropoda; Insecta; Hymenoptera; Vespidae. Gene Ontology annotation, cellular component: nucleus. Bases 957 to 2726 code for a protein of 589 amino acids.
UCAAUGUUAGUUAAUCGUAUGAUCGAUUAUAUUCAACCAAUAACGUAUACAAUAUAGAAGAAUGUAUGGGAUGAAUCACGUCUAAAUAUUCUCUGAUAGGUAGGUAAUGUCGAAUGGUCGAAAAUAAAUGUAAAUUCCCUAAAUAAGAAACGUUGGUUUGUCCCUUGAUUGACCAACAAUAUUCCGAUUAUCCGUUUACAUAUCAUGUGACCUUUUCUCAUUUAUGCAAACCUCAGUAAUAUUUUGCUCACGAUCUCACUGCAAAACAAUAACAAACCCUUGUCUGAGGAGCUUGCGAACGUAUUAUUUUCUUAAGUGUAUGGACCAUAUUAGGUGUCAGAAGAGUUUAUUAUUUCUUUCUAUACGCUGUAUUUUUGGUUAAGAAAAAUACAGAUUUCAUUUGGAAAAGGAAAAUGUACAUCUACUUGCGAUGUUGUCGGUUAUAGAAGAAAAUACUUGCUGACGAAAGUCAUGGUCAUCGUGCGUGGAUAUCGUAAACGUAGAGGGUCCAGUAUGUAAACCGAUCGACUAGACAUUCGCGUAGACUGUCUAAUAGACUGUGUAAACCAGUGUUCGGGAUUAUUAUAUACGCAAUGUUUGAUAUUAUCGAAAAUUUGUGAAUUUAAAGAACUUUACGCACGAAUAUUUACAUCGUAAAGUGUGAUUAAUCCGCGCGUCCCGACCACGCGUGUUUAGACAUGCGCUUCUUAUACUAAUUGAAUUUAACGAAAGAAUGUUUUUACACAGAUGUUUGCAUUAAGCUUUUUCCUUUCUGUUUUCUUUUUUUUUUUUUCCCCUUUACGAAAGAUCGAUUAAAUAAGUGAAAUUUUCAAGUGAUUUAAUAACAAUAUUAUAUAUUCUCUUUUAAUCCUCUACUCAAAUGUGAAAGAACUACCAUUGUUUCUGUGUAUAUAAAUAAACGAAACAACAGGCUCGAGUAACGUAGUGAAACAUACAUGGUUUCGCAAAUGGGAGAUAUUAGUUAUCCAGAACUUUUAUUGGAUAUUAAAGAUAACACAAUGGAUAGUAUAGUAAAACAUGAGCCUCCACAAGAAAUGGGUCCAUCUUCUGCCUCCGUUCCAAUACCUGGAGGACAUAGAGGAACAAGAGGUAUAUACGACCAAUUUUCUCCUUCGCCUCUUCAAACAUCUACUUGGAGUAAUAGGCCGGAGCAUGUUGAAUCUCCUUUCAAAAUGGAUCCAGAUCAAUUGGAUAUAUCUUUUAAAAUGGAUGAUGAUGAUAUAUUCCAAGUUGAUAAAGCAGAUCUUAUACAAGGACCUACACUUGCUGAAUUAAAUGCCAAUGAUGAUACACUUCUAGGAGAUUUAAAUUUUGAUGAUUUACUAUUGCCAGAGGAAUACAUUCAACCGUUAAGGAUCGGACCCAAUGUCAUUGCUUCCGGUGGUUCUUUGUUUAAUAAUAGUGGAUCAGGAUUUGCAUCCAGUAGCUUUCCACAAACGGGAACUGCGUUCAGAAGUUGUCCAACAUAUACAACUACUAGUGGAUUUACAUUGAAUAGAGAAAUAAAUAUAACGGAUAAUUUUGAAGGUGUCAGUCCACCUGUUUUUACCAGUCCAGGAACUAGCAAUGUUGCAGGUAGUUCUACGGCAAGUUCUUCGACUUCUCCUCAUACAGCAACAAGAUCAACUGGCCCGUCUACUCUCCACGAGUUAUUAAUGAAACGAAACGAAAGUUCGUUUAAUACUCCAGUAACUAGCCAAAUUGAUACAGCGUCUGGUAUGAGUGGUAAACCUAAAGUUUCUAGGCUCUCUAUGUCUGCACCAACACAAUCCAUGGGAUUAGAACAAAUUUGGGCUCAUAGAGAACCACGACAACAUCUCUUAAGUACUGGCAGUCUUAGUUUAGUUGAAGCAGGAUCUACGAGUAGUCUAAGCACUGGUGGUGCUCUUAGUCCAGACCCACUUUGUUAUUUAGAUCCCCUUAGUCACGAUGAAGGAUACGAAGACAGUGAUGAUGACAGUGAUCAUUACGAUGAUUACAGCAGUGAUAAUGAUACUGGUGGUAGCGAUGGAGAAGACCAAAGUAAUGUUAGUCUAGGAGGUGAUACAGCAGACAUAGGAAGAGAGAGUAGACAUAGUAAAAAAGAAAGAUACUUUUGGCAAUAUAAUGUUCAAGCCAAGGGUCCAAAAGGUCAACGUUUAGUUGCGAGAACACGACUGGAAGAUCCUCAUGUUUUGAACGAAGCUACGGAUCCUGUAUUCAGUCCUCAUUGUGCUCUCAGAGGAAUCAAGCACAGUGGUAAAGCACGUAAAGGAGAUGGCAAUGAUCUUACUCCAAAUCCACGAAAACUUUUUAGCAUUGGCAAAGAAUUAGAUAAGCUCUCGCGCGUUAUAAACGAUAUGACCCCUGUUUCUGAACUGCCUUUCACAGCAAGGCCUAAAACGCGAAAAGAAAAAAAUAAAUUAGCAUCGCGCGCAUGUCGUCUUAAGAAAAAAGCUCAACACGAAGCUAACAAAAUAAAGUUACAUGGUCUUGAACAAGAGCACAGACGAUUGAUCCAAGGUAUAUCACAAGCAAAACAAACUUUAGCCGCUAAACUAACGGAACCUAAUCCUGAAAAUCAGGAAGAACUAACAAGACAAAUGGAAAAAUAUUGCAAAUUGGCCACCAAGAUACGCAUAGCAAAUCACUCUACAGAAUUUGUCAAUAAAGUGUUAGACAAGGUCAAAGCAGGAGUGCCUGAUGGUGGCAUUGAUGAUUUUUAAUAUAAACGAAUCUUUUUUUUUACAUCAACUUUAUGUUUAUACUUAUGUACAGAAGAUUGAGAGAAAGAGAGAGCGAGAGCGAGAGCGAGAGCGAGCGAGAAAUUAUGCUUUUACAUUAAAACAGCUUCAUUUUGUUUUUGUGAAAAUGCGCUAAGGAACUAUUGUUAAUUUAUUGAUUAAUGUGAAUAAAUAUAAUCGUUAUAUUAUAAUUACAGGUAGAAAUUCAUAUUCUUAAGGAAAUCGCAGAACCGACAAUUUUGUGUACUCAGCUUUUAUAAUAUGAUACUAUCUUCAUUUUGUUAAAGACUGUGUUCUUUGUUAUUGUAUAUAGUAUUGGUUCAACUGUACAUACUACUUUUUUAAUCUUAAUCAAGCAGGAACGAUGUACCUUAUUUAUGCAGUAAAACUGACCACUCAAUGAAAUACCCUGUAAUAAAAUUCUUUUAUUCUCUGUA